AUGUCAUAUUUGAACGCCGUUAUUAAAGAUUCUGAUAUGGAUCGGUAUAUGCAAGAAGAAGCUUUGACUGUAGCGGCAGAUGGAAUGGAUAAACAUGGUAUAGAUAAAGAUAUGGCUUCACAUUUAAAACAAUAUUUUAAUUUGAAAUAUGGAAGAACAUGGCAUUGUAUUGUUGGAAAACAGUUUGGAAGUGACGUUUCAUAUGAAGAACAAGAUUUGAAAUUAACCGUUAAUUUUACUAGUGUGCGUUACGUCAAGGUCAAAGUGGUAGCAUUUUCGGAUUGCACUGCUGGAUUGAAUUUAUUAUCAAUAAUGAGUAGAAUUAGGACAUCUCUUGGAGUUUUAAGUCUUGGAUUUGGAUUGUUCACUGCAGAAGCUUUGUAUUCUGGAAAUGAGCACUUCUAUAAGGAUUGGUUUCUACCUACUGCCCGUAUCUUAGUCCGUGAUGGUGAAACUGCCCACAAUUUGUCAGUUUACUUAGCAAGUCAUGGUUUUAUACCACAUAAACCUCGAAACUCAUUCCCUCACCUCAAAUGUAAAGUUUUUGGACUCGAAUUCGACCAUCCCAUAGGAUUAGCUGCAGGUUUUGAUAAAAAUGGAGAGGCAUUUAUGGGUCUCUUAAAUGCAGGAUUUUCACAUAUUGAAGUUGGAACUGUCACCCCGGAUCCUCAGCCAGGUAACACACGUCCUCGUAUAUUCAGAUGGACCAAGAAAGAAGCGGUAAUAAACCGAUGUGGGUUUAACAGUGAUGGACAUGAUGCUGUAUAUGAAAGACUCAAAGAUCGUCCAUGGGAAGGCCGUGGUGUAAUUGGUGUCAAUUUAGGCUGCAAUAAAACAAGUACAGAUCCAACUGCUGAUUAUGUGGCAGGUGUUCGGAAGUUUGGCGAAGUAGCUGACUAUUUAGUAAUCAAUGUGUCUAGUCCAAAUACUCCAGGACUACGCUCCCUACAGACUAGAGAAAAAUUGCGCGAUCUCUUAUCUAAAGUAAGUUUAGCACAUACCAAAUACGGAGAUUGUUAUUUGGUAUAAAUGUUUAAAUCAAAUUUCGAGCUUUGUUUGGUGAUGAAAUUCAGACUGAAUCUCUGAAAGUCAAAUAACUCAGUAACUUAGAGUAAUCUCAACAGUAAUGCUGCGAGAAAGUCUUGCUUUGCUCGUUGUGAUGAGUUUUAUCAGCUCGAAAUCAAUUAUUGAAAAAAACUCCUAUUUUAUUAAAAAUCUCUCCAGAUGAAAAUGAUCAAAGUUUAAAAGAUAUAGUAGAAGUUGCUUUGGAUUCGAAAACUCGAAUAGAUGGAAUGAUCAUUUCAAACACAACACUUGCAACUUAUGAAGAGGCUGUAGCUUGCGGUGCUGCUCCAAUACCAGGGAACAAUGAACAAAAUGUUGUAUAUGGUGGCUUAAGCGGUCGACCAUUAUUUGAAAAAUCAACAGAUUGUUUAAGGAAGGUUUCUGCAUUAACCAAAGGUGCUAUACCCCUGAUCGGUGUUGGUGGUAUCAGCUGCGGUGAAGAUGCAUUGUCCAAGUUGAAUGCCGGUGCUAGCUUAGUACAGUUAUAUACAAGUUUUGUUUAUCAGGGACCACCGGUUGCUCAUAAAGUCGCUAGAGAAAUUAAUAAAUUAAAAAUGACAUCUUUAACUCCCGACUAAAAACCUGCUUUUUCUUUCUAAUAAAAGAAUAUUUGUGUUACAUUUAAAUAGAAUUUAUUUAUACAUUGUCUUAA
Schistosoma bovis is the source of this 1717-nucleotide messenger RNA. NCBI's taxonomy places the organism in Eukaryota, Metazoa, Platyhelminthes, Trematoda, Strigeidida, Schistosomatidae. The record is from the annotation of a GenBank genome assembly.